ACAAUAUUUGUUUAUACAAAUGGCGAUCGCUCCAGUUGCUUUCCUCGAUUGAUAAUAUUUUUAAAAAUAAUAAAAAAAUAAAUUUGAGUAAAAUGAAUAAUGAAGAUAACAAAUGGGAUACGGAAAAAUCAGCUAAUAAAUUAACCGAAGAAAUUCAAUGUAUGACUAAUUAUAAAAAUCUCUACAACGAAGUUCAGCAUCUUGUUGCUUCAUCGGCUGUUAAAAAAGACAAUUUCAAGACAACACUUAUUGAUGCAUUAAAAAAUAAUGGUCUUGAAACUGAAAUAAGAAAUACUGUUUUUCAUUGGGCACGAUCACAACCAAAAGAUGAAUUAAAAUCACCAGAUGCAGCUGAUUUAAAUUAUCUUCGAAAAGCACAAAUACAAUGGGAAAGAAGAAUUCAAAAAUCAUUAAAUUCCAUGUGUAAUGAAUUAAAUGUUCCACUUGCCAGAAUACGACCAAGCUCAGAUAAAGAUGAACUUGCUGAAAAAUGGAAUGAAUUGAGUACCUAUGAUGUUGAUUUAUCUCAGUACCGUCCUCUCUAUGCACCAAAAGAUUUUCUCGAAGUUUUAUUCUCUAUCAGAGAUCCAUUAUUUAAAAAACAACAAAAUCAGCCAAAUUGGGAAUUUAGUCAUAUUCAAAUUCGUGUCAAGACACUUGAACAAUUGAGAAUGACGUACAGUGAGUUGGCACAAGGUGCACCAUUACUUGGGGUUGAUAAUGAAAUGCCAGCUGUUGGAAAUUAUAAAAGCCUAGAAAUAGAACGUACAGAACUUGGUGAAAAAGUAUUAAAUUCAAAUCAUUCACCAAUUGCACAAGAAUUUUUAAAACGUGGAUCACCACGAGCACUCAGAGGUCAACUUUGGUCGCUUGUUCUUGGAUCAGUUGUCAAGGAAAUUGAUGCUGAUUACUAUGAAGAGCUAAAAUCUAUGGUACUUCAGUAUGACAUAAUGGUAGACAAGCUAAUAAUAAAAGACGUUCAAUUAACAGCAAGUAAUGAUGAUCAAUAUUUUGUAUUUGAAGAUGUAUUAUACAAAACAAUGAUUUGUUUUUCACGUGAUUCAGAAAUUUUAAGACCAGUUACAAGUGAUAAAAGUGCUGGUGGACAAGUUAUACAUGCUGUAUUACAAGGUAAACCAGCAGCACUUGAAAAUACACUUGUAUUUCCACCAAGUGGUGUUAUUCCAUUUCAUGGUUUUACAAUGUAUGCAACACCAUUUUGUUAUUUAUAUGAUGAUCCUUGUGCAAUGUAUUAUUCAUUUAGAGCAUUUUAUUUACGUUAUUGGUUUCGUCUUCAUACUGUAUCAAGUCAUGAACAAGGUAUUGUUGCUCUAUGUUUAUUAUUUGAAAGAUUACUACAGUGUCAUGAACCACAACUUUGGACUCAUUUUCGUAAUUUACAAAUACAACCAGUUAGAGUUGUUUUUAAAUGGCUCAUGAGAGGUUUCAGUGGUCAUUUACCACCAGAACAACUUUUAUAUCUUUGGGAUUUAAUUCUUGGCUAUGAUUCUCUUGAAAUUGUUUCACUUCUUGCUGUGACAAUACUAAGUUUUCGUAAAGAUAAUCUUUUGCAAGUUAAUAAUCUCCAAAAUAUCGAAGCUGUACUUGCUGAUUUAUCAUCAUUAAAAAUUAUGCCAUUACUUCAGCUUGUACUUUUAAAAGAAUAAUAAAAUAAAAAUAUAUAAUUAAUGCAAAAAAAAAAAAAA
Messenger RNA from Aphidius gifuensis, 1706 nucleotides. RefSeq names its product TBC1 domain family member 19. The transcript is spliced from 8 exons. The record is from RefSeq and is a predicted model, not a curated record. Lineage: Eukaryota; Metazoa; Arthropoda; Insecta; Hymenoptera; Braconidae. The coding region runs from base 93 to 1667 and encodes 524 amino acids.